Tripterygium wilfordii is the source of this 630-nucleotide messenger RNA. Its product is annotated as putative disease resistance protein RGA3. The coding region runs from base 1 to 630 and encodes 209 amino acids. The record is from RefSeq and is a predicted model, not a curated record. Gene Ontology annotation, biological process: defense response to other organism. NCBI's taxonomy places the organism in Eukaryota, Viridiplantae, Streptophyta, Magnoliopsida, Celastrales, Celastraceae. Gene Ontology annotation, molecular function: ADP binding. The transcript has a single exon.
AUGCUGGGUACUACUGAAGGAUACAUGUUAAAAGGUCUUCCACAAGAGGAUUGUUUGUGUUUAUUGAAAAAAUGGGCGUUCAAAGAAGGAGAAGAGGAGCGCUACCCGUACCUCCUGGAAAUCGGAGAGGACAUAGUGAAGAAAUGUGGAGGGCUUCCUUUGGCGGUGAGGACCUUAGGGACCCUGCUCUACUCGAGAAAUGAAGAACGGUACUGGAAGUCCAUAAGAAAUGAUGAGAUAUGGAAACUAAAACAGGAUGAAGGGGAUAUUUUACCUGCACUAAGACUAACUUAUGAUCAAAUGCCAUCUGAAUUGAAGCAAUGUUUCGCUGUUUGUUCUGUCUUUCCAAAAGGUUAUGUGUUCAGCAGUUUUAUAUUGGUUCAAUUUUGGAUGGCACACGGUCUGCUUCAAUCUCCAGAUGGAAACCACGAACUUGAAUAUCUUGGCUUACAAUAUGUUAAGGAGUUAUACUCAAGAUCAUUCUUUCAGGAUUUUGAGGAUUAUGGUUAUCUUUACGUGUUUACAAUGCAUGAUUUGGUUAUCUUUCAGAAUCAACUUUUUUUUUAUAUAUUUUCCAUGAUCAAGGUCCAAGUCGUAGGACUCCAGCCUCCAGCAACAAACAAUCGAUAG